ACAAAGAGGCCAUCCAGUCCGCGUUGCGGUCGUUGCCGGUCGGUCUAGUCUUCAUGUUGACCCGGAUUAUCUCACCGCAGCGUGUCAGCAACAGCAUUCACUUUUCCAUUUGAACUCCGACGACCACUUACCCACCCACUCGUAGGUCAUACUCGCCUAAUGAGUGGCUAAAUGUCUGGCGCUGAGGCUCCUGAGGGCGGACUGAGCGCUACUGAAGCAGACUUAACUGGAGAGGUGUGUGCAGGGGGGGCCCUGGCUACUUCAUCCCCAAAUUCAAUGGGGGACAUGGGGCUCCCCAUCUAUCAUGGCCCCAUCAGCAGGCAGAGGUGCGAGGAACUCCUGGGCAGGAAGGGCAAAGAUGGAUCAUAUCUCAUAAGGGACAGCGAAACCAUCCAGGGAGCUCUAUGUCUCUGCGUUUACAAACAGAAGAUCGUGUACACGUACAGGAUCCUACAAACCCAUACAGGAUAUUACACUUUACAGACCUGUACAGGGACCCAGGAGCUCUAUUUUAAAACCCUGCAGGAGCUAAUUCGUCACUAUAAGAAGAGAAAUCAAGGUUUGUCCACACGCCUGCGUUACUCAGUGAAGAGGAAAACGAUGGUGCCACAAGCUGACGAUUCCAAUGACUGCCAUGACUAUGAAAAUGUGGAGUCAUCUGAUUAUGUGGUUGUGCUACCGGAUUGAAUCUACUGAACUCUGCCUACAAGAGAGCUCCUUUUGCAUUGACUGUGGUCAAGGUUGCCCACGAGUGUUGUAUAAACAGAUUGUUAAGAUGUACAGAUUGGUCUAAAUAAUAUCAACUUUAUCUCUUUUCUAAUGUAAAAUUUAAAUUCGAAUGCAUAGUUUCUAUCUUAAAUUUAUUUUGCUUUGGACAAGGCAGGAUAAUGUGCUUAUAUGUGCUUCAUUCUGUGUACAUUUAAACUGGCUGGUUAACAGAACACGAACGACAGGCAAGUGUCACUCCAUUGUGUUGCAUCUAACACCUCUGAGCAGUCCUCAAGUUCAUUUAAGCUGAAUGAUCUGUGCCACAGGUGUGGGCCUCCAUAAUUGGGCUUCAGGCUGGCUUUACAUGGUAAAGCUUUCAUGCAAUUAGUUGCAUGUUCUGAGCUGCCUGCAACAUCAUUUCCAUGCAACUUGGCACAAAUCAAUUAAAAACAAUCAAAGUUGCAUGGGUUACUCCACCAGCAGCUUAUAUUUUUGAUACUUUAUCAUUCCUGCUAUAAAGUUAUGUGUGAGGUGUAAAAAAUUGUAGCAUUAUUUAUUAUAUUCAAAUAUUUUGCCAGCUGUAAUUGCUGUUGCAUAUCUGUGUAUUUCUAUUCAUAUAUACAUUUAUCUGUUAUCUAGUGUUCUUUACUAUUUGAGUUGUGUGUAUGUGUUGUGUAUAUGCUAGGGCUUUAAAACGAAUGUUUAAAUAGUCAUUACAUUUAUAGAUUAGAUGACACCUUGCUCAUCCUGUCCAAUUUCAUCAUAGACCUCUAUUUUUGUUAGAAUUUUCAUCCUAGUCUGAUCUCUGUAUAAAAUUAGGGGGCAUCUGGAGAGGGGUCUCCUUUUCAACCAUCCAAUAAACCGUCUGUUUUUAUUUUCUCUUCCGUUGAUCCAGUAAAAUCAGAUGCUUUAAAAUAUCUCGUUCAUCAUCAUCACAUGAAUCAUUAUCAGCGUUUCAUGCAACUUUCUGUUUCACGAAGUUCCGCUUGUAGCAGGUUGCCUUACAUGGUGCAACUCAAGUGUAAUGUAGUUUCACGUUGCUUUCAAGAAACGUACUUUGCAUGAAGGUUUCACAGUUUAAGUUUACCCUAACAGCCGAGUGUGAAACAAACGAGCAAAAGCUUUUCAAGAAUAACCAUAAAAACAGCUCCACAACUAGGAUUGGUGUAAUGAAGUUGAUUUGGUGGUAAAUUAUGCCAAAAUAAGCUUUUUCUAAGUAGAUCAUGGGCAUUUCUAUCAUGGGCUUUACUCUCACUCUACACUCUGAGAAAUAAAGGUACUGAACUGU
Molecule: messenger RNA, 1996 nt
Organism: Pygocentrus nattereri (red-bellied piranha)
Lineage: Eukaryota; Metazoa; Chordata; Actinopteri; Characiformes; Serrasalmidae
Exons: 5
Coding region: 172-687 (171 amino acids)
Source: RefSeq, a predicted model, not a curated record